Messenger RNA from Lagopus muta (rock ptarmigan), 1242 nucleotides. RefSeq names its product zinc finger protein 511 (gene ZNF511). Lineage: Eukaryota; Metazoa; Chordata; Aves; Galliformes; Phasianidae. The record is from RefSeq and is a predicted model, not a curated record. The coding region runs from base 1 to 894 and encodes 297 amino acids. The transcript has 7 exons.
AUGCCGUUGUCCGUCCUCCGCCGCCGCUUGCGGGGUCACCCGCCGCUCCCCCCCGUCCCGCCGCCCGCCCGGGCCCUGCCGCGGCCACCCUUCGCUUUCUCCCCGCGCCGCCUGCGCCUGGGCCCGCGGCACCCGCUGUUUGAGGAUGGCGACGUGCAGAGGCACCUGUACCUGCGGGAGGCCCUCACGGGCCGCGCCGAGGAGGCGGAGAGGCCCAGGGUGUCUGAAUUUUGCUGCCACAUCUCCGGCUGCUCUCAGGUGUUCGACACACUGGAGGGCUACGAGCACCACUACAACACACUGCACCGGAGCGUCUGCUCCUUCUGCAGGAGGUCCUUCCCCUCGGGGCACCUUCUGGACAUCCACAUCUCUGAGUGGCACGACUCACUCUUCCAGAUCAUGGCUGAGAAGCAGAAUAUGUACAAGUGCUUGGUAGAAGGCUGUGCGGAGAAGUUCAAGAGCAGCAAAGACAGGAAGGAUCACUUGGUCACUGUUCACUUAUACCCUGCUGACUUCCGAUUUGACAGACCAAAGAAAGUGAAGAGUGGUGCCAAGCACGUGAGCUGUCCUACAGAAUAUGAUGGGAGCAUGCUGAUGGAUGUCAGUGUGGAGACCUCAGAGCAGCUCCAGGCAGACCACAUGGAAGUAGUGCCCAGUGAGAGCAUGGAGGUCCCUCAGCCUACAGCCAGCACUUCAGGACCAGAGAAGCGUCUCUAUAAAUCCAGUUGGCAAAGGGAUGCUUGUACUUUGAGUUUGUCACACCUGAGAUGCCAGCGUGGUCCAUCCAACAGAAACCUGACCCCUCUAUUUGUCCAUGGGGUUACAGUGAUACCAGGCAGUGCCAAGGAUCCCAUCCACAAUCUGCUUUGGACAGGGUGCCACCCGAGGAUUUAAAGGCUCACGUAAGAAAGUGUGAAUGUCAGCACAGUAGAUUUGUGCAAGACAAAAAGACACCAGCAAUUGUGAUCGAAGCCCCCGUGUCCAAGCAAGAAUGUUUGCCAUUGCGUGCAAGGAUCUGCUCCAUAACAGGAAGGUGAAAAGGAGAAAAGGGCGGUGGUGCAGUUCGGAAUAUCUAGAUGCUUCGGGAGGUGCUUUGCCACAGUCCCUUCAUGUCUGUGUACCACGUCUCUUUGGCAGAAAUUGAGAGAAGAGCCUCGCUUGUAUUUAUUCUCCGUUAGACACAAAAGCUCUCCUCUCUGAUUUCCCCUGAAAUCAAACUGGAAAUAAAUUUUUCUGCCUCUC